This is a messenger RNA of Centrocercus urophasianus (Greater sage-grouse), 354 nucleotides long. RefSeq names its product TAL bHLH transcription factor 2 (gene TAL2). Gene Ontology annotation, biological process: regulation of transcription by RNA polymerase II. The record is from RefSeq and is a predicted model, not a curated record. The transcript has a single exon. Bases 1 to 354 code for a protein of 117 amino acids. Gene Ontology annotation, molecular function: RNA polymerase II cis-regulatory region sequence-specific DNA binding; DNA-binding transcription factor activity, RNA polymerase II-specific; protein dimerization activity. NCBI's taxonomy places the organism in Eukaryota, Metazoa, Chordata, Aves, Galliformes, Phasianidae.
AUGACCAGGAAGAUCUUCACCAACACCAGGGAACGAUGGAGGCAGCAAAAUGUCAACAGCGCCUUUGCCAAGCUGAGGAAACUUAUUCCCACCCAUCCACCAGACAAAAAACUAAGCAAGAAUGAGACACUACGGCUAGCUAUGAGAUACAUCAACUUCCUUGUCAAGGUGCUGGGAGAGCCAGGCCUGCAGCAGACAGCAGUGGCAGCACGAGGCAGCAUCCUGGGAUUCUUCCAGCAAGCCCCAUGCUUGCAGAGUAUGGAGGAGCUAACUCUCAUUGAAAGCUGUGGUGCCUCUUCUCCUAGCAUGAGCAGCAACAUUGCAGAAUGCUGGUCAGAGACUUCAUCUCCUUAG